Molecule: messenger RNA, 2089 nt
Organism: Ornithodoros turicata
Lineage: Eukaryota; Metazoa; Arthropoda; Arachnida; Ixodida; Argasidae
Gene: bor
Product: ATPase family AAA domain-containing protein 3-like
Exons: 14
Coding region: 90-1934 (614 amino acids)
Biological process (GO): mitochondrion organization
Cellular component (GO): mitochondrion
Molecular function (GO): ATP binding; ATP hydrolysis activity; zinc ion binding
Source: RefSeq, a predicted model, not a curated record
CCAUACAAACCGGCAGCCGGCAGCUCACACACGUGCUUCGUAUCCUUGAGUGUGUUUGAAUUGUGCCGGCGAGGGCUGUGUAGCAGAAAAUGUCGUGGUUAUUCGGCAUACGGAGAGACCAAGGUGGUGGAGGUGACAUUCCGGACUUUAGUAAACUCGCACAACUUCCUCCGGGUGCCGGAGCCGCUUCUGGAGGUGGAGGCGAUGAUAAAAAGUCAUCUAAGAUGGAAGGGUACCACUUCGACUCCACGGCGUUGGAGAGAGCUGCGAAGGCAGCCAAGGAACUCGAGUCUUCUCGUCAUGCAAGGGAGGCCUUCGAGUUAUCCAAGAUGCAGGAGCAUACCCUACAGCUAGAACACCAAACGAAAAUAAAAGAAUUUGAAGCACACAUCGAGCAGUCGAAGCUAGAUGCGUACAGGGUGCAGCAGGAUGAGAAGAGAAAGACUCUUGCCGAAGAAACGAAGCAACACCAACAGAGGUCUCAGUACCAGGACCAGCUGUCCAGGCGGAGAUAUGAUGACCAGUUAUUACAACAGCAAAGAGCAAAUGAGGAAAACCUGAAACGGCAAGAGGAAUCUGUAGCGAAACAGGAAGCUCUUCGAAGAGCUACAAUUGAGCAUGAAAUGGAAAUGAGACAUCAAAAUGACAUGAAGAAACUGGAGGCUGAACUGAGAGCAAAGGCCAAGGUGGACCGAGAGAAUCAAGACUUAUACAUUGAACAGAUCAAAGUGAAAGCUGCUGAAAACCGGGCUACCGUACUGGAAUCCAUCAAGACAGCAGGCGCAGUUUUGGGUGAGGGCUUUCGGGCCUUCGUCUCGGACUGGGACAAAGUCUCUGCCACCGCUGCCGGCGUGACGCUGUUAGCACUGGGUAUCUACUCGGCCAAGAUGGGUACGGGCAUUGCAGCACGCUACAUCGAAGUGAGGUUGGGCAAACCCUCGCUCGUUCGCGAAACGUCCCGGCUAACGUUGUUUGAAGCCCUCAAGCAUCCUAUCGCGACUACUCGUCAACUGAUGAGCAAGCCCGCGGAUGCCCUCAAGGGCGUCGUUCUGCAGCCGUCACUGGAAGAACGGUUAAGGGACAUCGCCAUAGCAACGAGGAACACAAAGAAGAACAAAGGCAUGUACAGAAAUAUCCUUAUGUAUGGACCACCGGGUACAGGGAAAACACUUUUCGCAAAGAAACUAGCCCAGCACUCUGGAAUGGAGUAUGCUCUCAUGAGUGGGGGUGAUGUGGCACCCAUGGGUCGAGAAGGUGUCUCCGCGGUGCACAAGGUCUUCGACUGGUCCAACACCAGCAGGAGGGGCGUGCUACUGUUUGUUGACGAAGCAGAUGCCUUCCUAAGAAAAAGGAGUUCUGAGGUCAUAAGUGAAGACCUGAGAGCGACGCUGAAUGCAUUCCUGUACAGAACUGGCGAACAGUCGAGCAAGUUCAUGUUGGUCCUGGCCAGCAACACUCCGGAACAGUUUGAUUGGGCGGUGAGCGACAGGGUGGAUGAAAUGGUGGAAUUCCAGUUGCCGGGCCUCGAAGAGAGGGAGCGGCUCGUCCGACUUUAUUUCGACAAGUUCGUUCUUCAACCGGCUGCGGAGGGAAAGAGGAGGCUGAAGGUUGCACAGUUCGACUACGGAAAGCUCUGUUCAGAAAUUGCAAAGGUGACGGACGGUCUCUCGGGCAGGGAGAUUGCCAAGCUCGGUGUCACGUGGCAGGCGGCAGCCUAUGCCUCCGAUGAUGGCAUCCUCACCGAAGCCAUGGUGAUGGAUCGCGUACAGGAUGCCGUGAAACAGAAUCGACAGAAGCAGGAAUGGCAGACGGAAGAGGAGCACAGGAAGCGUACCCCAGGCGGCUUCAGUUCGAAGACCUCUCCAAAAAGUCUACCUUCGUCUUCCAGUAGCGGUUCCAGAGAUGUUGUGGACCAGAGCGUAGUUCCAUCCUAGUUAUCACUGUGUAUCUUGUAAAUAUACAUGUCAUUGUUAUUAUAGAACCAAGGUCGUGACCUUACGAGCUGCAGCAUGCUGUGUCUUGCCGGCAGUGUCUGAUGGUCGUUUGUAGGAUGUUGACAUUCUAUUAGGAGGUAAAAAAAAAAAGGAAC